UGUCCCAUCAUUGGUCUCAGUGGGAGGAAUAGUGCCCCAUCAUUGGUAUCAGUGGGAGGAAUAGUGCCCCAUCAUUGGUGUCAGUGUGGGAGGAAUAGUGCCCCAUCAUUGGUGUCAGUGGGAGGAAUAGUGCCCCAUCAUUGGUGUCAGUUGGGAGGAAUAGUGCCCCAUCAUUGGUGUCAGUGUGGGAGGAAUAGUGUCCCAUCAUUGGUGUCAGUGGGAGGAAUAGUGCCCCAUCAUUGGUGUCAGUGGGAGGAAUAGUGCCCCAUCAUUGGUGUCAGUGUGGGAGGAAUAGUGCCGCAUCAUUGGUGUCAGUGGGGGG
Staurois parvus is the source of this 322-nucleotide messenger RNA. NCBI's taxonomy places the organism in Eukaryota, Metazoa, Chordata, Amphibia, Anura, Ranidae. The record is from the annotation of a GenBank genome assembly.